UGGUAUUCAUUCUAUUGCCCUAUAAAUCCAUCUAUACACGUGAAGCAUACAAUGUCAUUUGUCACUAACAAGAUUUCAUUGAUCCUCACCAUUUUCUUGGUCAUUCAGACCGUUAAUGUUUACGCAACCGAUAUAUAUAACGGUACCGCCUCCAUCCCACCAAAUGGUGGUGAAUGGUAUGCUUGUAGUGAUUUUCCUACUACUUACAUCAGUUUUUCCGUAAGCGUCUCCAACACUUCGCUAAAUGUAACCCCUAACUUUAUCGGCACCACUGUGCCCGGAAAGAAUUCGAACACUUCCACACCCAAAUAUUUACCAGGCGUGCUUGCCUACCAAAUGACCAAAGAUAACAUCAAAAUAUUUACCGAUCACAACACUAGUUCUACCUUUAAUUAUAUCCCUUCCCUUUCUUGCUAUGAAAAACCAGUACAAUCAUGUGAUCAAGAUGUUGGAGACUUGCCGUUGUCAGAUAAUGUCUUACAAUGUUUAGCUUUGGAAAACCCUACUGGAAAGACCGUUUACUUUCAUAUCCUUUUGAGCUUCAAUAAGACGGUGUUUCAAAAUAAUACUUUCACAAGUCCAGAUGUUCCCGGUGGUCAUGAAUCGAUUAAUAAUAAUAAUACGACACAGAAGAGUGGCAGCAACGGUUUAAAGUCGAUGAGUGGUCAUGGAUUCAUGCAAAUGGUGGUUGUUACACUGAUGGUUCUUGGGUUUAGUAAGUUGGUGACCCUAUAA
Molecule: messenger RNA, 735 nt
Organism: Acaulospora morrowiae
Lineage: Eukaryota; Fungi; Glomeromycota; Glomeromycetes; Diversisporales; Acaulosporaceae
Source: the annotation of a GenBank genome assembly